AUGUCCACGAACAAUCUAUGGGCGGACAGUCCAUAUCCAUGGCGCAAUCCCGCCAUCAUCUUCGAAUCUCUACCAAGAUCACUCAUCCUCGCCGACCUAAAACGAUCCUGGCACUUCCAAAGAGAAGCCCACUUCCGCUGGAUGCAAAAAGUGAUCUGGACCUCAGUUGACCGCUAUCGUAUCGUCCUUCGAGACGUCGAAGGCACCGUAGGCGAAAUAGCAAAGGAGCUAUGCAACAAGCCCACGGCAUUCUACUGGCUUCAGUCGGCACAAACAGGUGCGCCCCACGCCCCCGAGAAGACUUGCAUGUCCGGUGGUGUCUUUGCUGCUAUAUACGAAGAAUGGGGACGGAGUCGUGGCAAGCUGAAUAUUGAGUUUGGGCAUUUUUUCGCUGCGCCCGUGAGAGUUGCGGGUACGGGUCCAUCGAGUUUACCAGAUAUCUUGAAGGCGCAUUCGUCGCUUUGCGCGCAAGCACGGCGUAUCUCGUUGGAUAUGGAUAACUACUCCGUGCAUUCGCUUCUUCCUACCGUUGUCCUCGUAUGCGACCGUCGUGACUCAACCGCUAGAUGUGGUUCAGACGGCUUCGUUAGUCUACGCGAAGUAGCGAGCACGCAGACUGUGCUUGUCAUUCUCACCGGGGAAGAUCGUACCAACACCGGUAUCCACAUUUCACUAGAUCCUCUCAAACCAUUCGCUCUGCCCAUCGAAAGACCCGAUGCCACUGGCCUUGUUAUUCUGCGCGUGCCCCUUGAUAUAGCCGUCAGGUUUAUCAUCGAGUUGGAAGGCAGGAUUGAUGAGCGAGAGGGAACAAACAGUGCAACUUUAGACAAGAGUCUCUGUCUGCACCAAACACCUGUUGGAUACAGUCGCGACAUCAGGUUUUACCCCAAUAGGCGUUGA
Alternaria conjuncta is the source of this 900-nucleotide messenger RNA. RefSeq lists its product as uncharacterized. The record is from RefSeq and is a predicted model, not a curated record. Lineage: Eukaryota; Fungi; Ascomycota; Dothideomycetes; Pleosporales; Pleosporaceae. The transcript is spliced from 2 exons. The coding region runs from base 1 to 900 and encodes 299 amino acids.